Punctularia strigosozonata HHB-11173 SS5 is the source of this 960-nucleotide messenger RNA. RefSeq lists its product as uncharacterized. The record is from RefSeq and is a predicted model, not a curated record. The transcript has 3 exons. NCBI's taxonomy places the organism in Eukaryota, Fungi, Basidiomycota, Agaricomycetes, Corticiales, Punctulariaceae. Bases 1 to 960 code for a protein of 319 amino acids.
AUGCUACGCUACGCCAUCGAAUACGAGAACUCGAACAUCGCGAUCGAAGCAGCGAUGGCGCUUCGAAGAAGCCGAGAAAAUUACACGGCGAAAGCCAAGUCACCGGAGCGGCGCUCGGACAAUCAAGACCGCGAGCGUGGCGGCAAUGACCGCAAAGGCAACCGAAACAGAUUCCGCCCCCGGAACACAGAAGACACGUCGUACAGGAUCACAAAAAAUCCUGACAACGCAAAUGCAAUUCCUGUAAAGGUUGUAUCUACGGGAAACAACUAUGAUACUGGGAACGGACGAAGGGACGGACGGGCCAGCGCCCAGAACCCCAAUUACAUCGCGAAGCCGCGAUUCAAUCCCAAGAUAGCUCACCUGGCGUGCCGCACGUGCGGCGAGAAGGGGCAUCUCGCCGCGGAUCACUACGCUAAUAGCGCCCAGAUGAACGCCCUAGAUGCCGAGGAUGGGCGCGCAGAAGCGGAACACGAGGCACCGCCGGAGAGUGCCGACAACGAGAAAGCGGCCCCAGAGGACGUGGAAAAUGACGAAACGUAUUAUUUGGAGGCCUAUGAGGCCCACCAAGGAAAUACUAACGACGAUGACUACUCUACAGAUGGAGGAGAGGUCGUUUUCAUGAACGAACUACUCGUAAGUGACGACGGCGCCCAUAACAAUGGGCGCGAUCCGGCGCCGUUCGCCGCUAUUGCAGACGAAGAGAUCAAGGACAUCAACUUUCCAGAAGAAUUUGAAGUUGCCUAUGAACAACAUAAGGCCUCGGAAGAGGCCCAAGCCAAAACUCCGUGGGGCAAACGGAUACCGUUCCCCGGACCGCCCACAACGCCACCAUCACGCGCCCAAGAAGCGCUAAGCGAAGAAGCCAUCCCACGCCUGCGACAGCAAUGGCAGGAACGGAUCUCAGAUAUCACGGGCGAUAUCCCGCUCGAGAAACCCCCGUACCGCGAGAGGCCAUAG